This is a messenger RNA of Lethenteron reissneri (Far Eastern brook lamprey), 4473 nucleotides long. Its product is annotated as PAK4-inhibitor INKA1-like. Gene Ontology annotation, molecular function: protein serine/threonine kinase inhibitor activity; protein kinase binding. Gene Ontology annotation, cellular component: nucleus. NCBI's taxonomy places the organism in Eukaryota, Metazoa, Chordata, Hyperoartia, Petromyzontiformes, Petromyzontidae. The record is from RefSeq and is a predicted model, not a curated record.
GUGAGUGGCGGUGGCGAGUAGCGAGUGGAGAGAGAGUGGAGAGAGUGGCGAGAGCGUGGGGAGUGCGUUGGGUGUGAGUCUGCGAGCGUGAAGACGCGCGGACCGAGUGGCUUGGAGGGAGGAGAGGCCCAUGGCAGAGGAGACCGCCGACUGCAUUGAGCGUCUCAGACGCGAGUUGCAGGGCCUGAGAGAGUCCGACGUCGACCUUCAAGCGACGCUGCAGCGCGCCCUGGACGUGCUCGGCGAGAUGCACCGCGCGCGGCAAGCGUCCGCGACCCCCGCCAAAGCCGCCGGCGCCGCCGGCUCGGUGUGCUCGGACGUGUCGGACGCCGACACGGACGACUCGGCGUGCGGCUCGCUCGCCUCGCCGACCUCCGAGCCGAGCGGCGUUGGCCCCUGCGCCCCGCGAGGCGACAGCGCGGCGGAGGCGCCCUCCCCGCCGUCGGAGUCGGCGAGCCCGACGUCGGCUCGGGACGACCAGGAGGACGCGCGUUCCGACUCGGAGUGCUCCGUCGUCUCGACCGACUCGGGUUUCGGCCGCGCGGCCGGGUCGGGACAGCCGGCGUCGUCGGCGCCGCCGCCGCAGCGCUUCCAGCGCAACCUGCGGCGCGCGCAGCUUCCCGAGCGGUGGAAGAGGGCGGUGGAGAGGAAGCGCGCCGAGCGCAAGCUGACGGCCGCGCGCUCGCUGCCGUCGCUGUGCCACGAGGACGGCUCGCCCGUUCCCCCGCAGCAGCAGCAGCAGCAACCGGAGGAGCCGGAGCGAGAGGAUUGGACGGAGGCCCUGCUGAGCGGCUCGCGCACGCGCCAGCCGCUCGUCCUCGGGGACAACAGCUUCGCCGACCUCGUUCACAACUGGAUGGAUCUGCCGGACAUCUGCAACGGGGGCACGGCUCGCGCGGCACAAACGCAGCAGCAGCAGCAGCAAAAUCCAAAGUCGGAAAAGGAGUCCAAGAGGCCCACAGGGCUGGCGCGGUUGCUGUCCAUCCCGGAGCAGAUCCGCAAGCGCUUCAGCAGCAGCAGCAGCAGCAGCAGCAGCGGCGGCGGCAGCGGCCUCGGCAGCCGCGCCGACAAGUCGAGGACCGUCAAGAAGACGAGGCACCUCUCCAUCUACGAGUUGGACGACAUGGACUCCUUUUUUGACGAGCUGCCCCCGCACGGCGCCCGGCAGCUCGGGCAGCGGCACUCGCACCCGUGCAUGGUGGGCUCGCUGAGCCAGCCGGAUGUCUGCAGCUUCGUGGGGUCGCACCUGGAAGACUCGCGCAGGCUCUCGUCCCACUUCCGCUCCGUCGUGUGGGUUUGAGUCGAUCGUCGGGGCCAGCGAACGGUGGCGGGCGGGGUUAGGGGGCAGCGGAGAGACUUACUGGUGCCCGCGUUGGACUAUAAGCGAAAAAAAUAAACGUCGGUCGCGUCGGAUGAAGACGGCCGCUUUGUUGCGGAUGCGAUCCCUCGGAUGCAAUGACAUUAGUGCGCAAUUUUGACACUGCAAAUCCUGGCACGUGUUGUUGAAGGGUUAACGUUGAGGUUUUGUGGUGAGUUGGCAUGCCUCUUAUUAUGCAGCACUGUGUAAAAAAAAAAAUACCCACUUGUGAUUGGAUUGUUGUGAAGACCCCGCUCACUGCGGAACGGUUGAUGUUUGAGGUAUCACACUCGGUGAGGGCGCUCGUUGUUUGCAAUCUAAGUAACGACGUGGAAUUUAAUUGUCAGUUACGGAGUUAUUUAUUUUUUUUGCCAGGACCAUGCACCGUGCCAAAAAAUCAACAUUUGACAUCGCCACAUCUGAAAAAUGUCGAAAAGAGAUUUUCUGGGUGCAGACUGCUUGAACCAAAAGAACUGUCAAGCCAUUUGCACUGUAUAAUUAUUAUUAUUUACAUAAUCUAAAAUGCAUAUUCCUUUUAAUAAACAGGUAAAUGUAUUUAGUAACUGUACUAUAACCAUAAUUGCUCGGUAUAAACUAGUGACAAUAGUAUUAUUUCCGUGUGGCCAAUGGGUGAGAUUUUGGAACAAAGCUGGACAAACCUAAUGUUUCCAUGCAGUAUUCUGUUGUGUUUCUAUACAAAACCAUUCCGUCAGAACGUAACGCAGCGUUCAAUCGGACGCUCUCUCUCUCUCGAGGGGAGAUAUUUCCAUCUAGCAGACGUAGAAAUCGGUGGCCUCUUGAGCGGAGGUUAGCACUGUUGUAGUCCAUUACACGAGGGAGAUUCAAAUUGUCAAUAUGCAAGGUACGAAGGUUAAUGGUGAAAUUAUCUGUGUGUCCUUGAUAAUAGGAGACCACGUGCUAUGGCCCUCGGAAUCCGUGCAGUUGAUGUUUGCCUGCAGUGUGCGUUCAUGCACACACGUCAAUGCGCAUCAGGGUGAGCAAUUGUGGACAACUUCAUAAUCCAGAAGGUAAACAUCCAAGGCCCUUUUUGAAAAGCUGAAACAGUCUGGUUCAUGGCCACAUUUAUACAAUGGACCUCCGCCUUAACAAGGAUGUUACCUAGCAGCGUAUAAAACAUGCAUUAUGAGUCUAUUUUAUUUAGGGGGAAAUGUAAAUUUGUUUGGCAAAACGUUUAAUUCGCUGGCUUUCCUUGUUGUCAUGCGGCCUUCAACAGUGGACUCUUGUGGAUGGUAUCCCAGAUUAUGUGGGCGAAGUUUAACACGUAAGCUUUGUCGACCAAAUGUGGGCUAAUUUUUACAUGUUGUUCUGAGCAUUUUUUUAAAUGUAACUUUUGAGGUGCCUGUAGAAAACUCCACUGUUUAUGCAAAAAAAACACAACACACUAGCCUUAACAUGGUUAAUAAGUUAUAAUAUUUCAAACUGUUGAGAUUGUUUUCAGUAUCUGUUAGAAGAAUGGAAAUGACAGCACUGGCUAAGAAUAUAUCAGAUAAGAGUAUUCAAAGAAAUAUUACCUAUUAUAGUAAAAAGCAUGGCAGUGAAGAGAGAUCAAAGAAAAUAGUAAAUUUUAACCGUGUCAUGUGCAUUUCAUUCCCAGUAUUAAAGGCGCCUUAGCUGAAUCGUAAAAAAGUGGUGCUGUGUAGAGGAAUAACCACGUUGAAGUUCAAGCUUUUAGCAUGUUCCCAAACAAGAUAUAAAUUGAUGAAAACCUAACAAAAAUUUUAGCAAAAUUCAGUUAUUUCAUACUUGACAAAAACUAACAUCUGGCAGAGAUGUCAAACCACCAUGUGCUCUGGGUUUUCCCCUCAAAUCUUCAAUUAACACCGUGUCUAUGUUAAUAUUGGUAGUAGUCUUCAAUGUGGUAUGGCCCAGAGACCAGGCACAUGACCAGGAUUUUUUUCAUAUGUUCAUACAGCAGUCCAACAUAACAAAACGCAUUACGUCGUGAAUAGUGAACUUAUACACGCAGACAUAGGCUCUAUUAUAUUAUACAACACAUUGUUCAGUUGACUCGUUUCCAUGCAACAUUUGACAUUUCCAAAUUGCAAUUGGGCCAAGUGGAGCUAUACUGGACAGUAUUUACUAUUUAUUCUCUCACUUAUGCCAUUGUGUGGUGUAGGAACCCACAGUGGGGGAGAUGUUAACUCCCUCGCCUGAUAUGCAGGAGGCCAUGGGUUGGACCUUGACGCCUGCUGUAUAUUUGGACUUUAAAAGUUCUCCUCGUGGUCAUGUGGAUUUUUUCUCCGGUUCCUCCGGGUUUUCUCUCCACGUUUAGAAACAUGCGUUUAGAUUAUUUGGCUUCUAUACAUUUCCACAUGAUAAGCCACUUCGAUGAGCUGUUAUUUGUGGCCAGGUUGUUUCUGAAAAAGAGCUCCAUGGCUCAGUGGGCCUUGCCUAGUAAAAUUUAUAAACGUAAAAAUCUUAUCAUUUUAUAAUGUAAACACACGUCCACGACAAAUCAAUUUUCAUAUAUAUGUGUGUACUUGUAUCUCAAUGGCACACUAUUUUGUAGAAACAAACAUGCCACCAAAUAAGGUUGAUUUGCCAACCUUUACACCAAGUUGGUGCUUUGAGGAUGUUAGAAAUGCUCGCACAAAGCUCACUGCAAUGUUCUACCCAAUGUGUAGAUUCCAUGUGCCACAUACUUUGGAUGACUGGGCUGUAUGAACACAAGUAGGCUUAGUUUUCUCAAAGUAGGCAACUGCCAGUUUUAAACCAUUCAGAUGCACACAUUGUGAAGGCUGUCAUUUGUUGAUGCGGUGUUGCCCCAUACCCUUUGCUGAUUAAAAUUGCCUGUUCUACUCAAGGCCAUACAAAUAAUGUUAAGGCACUUUUCUUAAAUUAAAAUAAAUGUUUUUUCACAUUUCCCUUUGAUAUUUUUUUACACGUUCAAUAAUUGUUCGUUGUGUGUGCCUGGCUAUGAAACACAGUUUAUUUGUUUUGUGUUUACUGGUUAUCGUUACUGUUCACAUUUUGGCUGUUCUGCGGUCACGUGUACAGUAACUGUAAAAAUUUCAUUUAUUGAAAUACUGUAUCAACAUGUAUAAACACACGCAUAAAAGUAUUCAUCGACAAAUAAAGUUUAUACUCAAGUUUCA